AUGUCUCGUGCUUUGGCUUCCACAAACGUUCUUAUCAACGAGGAGGUAGCUCCGGCCACGGUAAUAUUCUCCAUUGAAUCGGGAAAGAUCCUCCACAUUUCUCCAAGAAUCCUAAAGGUAAACGACCCAAUUUUGGUGGAGUAUAAUGUGGAUCCCCACGAUUUCCGCGUGGUCAGCCCGUUGGUCAUCAUGCCAGGACUCGUUGAUGCACAUGUCCAUUUGAAUGAGCCAGGCCGUACCGAAUGGGAAGGUUUUGCAACUGGAACUCAGGCUGCAGCUGCUGGUGGUGUCACAACCGUUAUUGACAUGCCACUAAACGCCAUUCCACCAACGACAACCGUUGGAAACUUCAACUUGAAGAUUAACGCUGCCAAAGGAAAGACUUGGGUUGACGUAGGUUUCUGGGGAGGCAUGGUCCCCGACAAUUUGGACUCGUUGAUUCCGUUGAUCCGUAUGGGAGUCAGAGGAUUCAAAGGAUUCAUGAUCGACUCCGGUGUGGACGAAUUCCCCGCAAUCUCUCCAAAGUACAUUCACCGGGCCAUGAAGAAGGUCACAGGAGAACAGACGGUGUUAAUGUUCCAUGCUGAGAUGCAACCUCACCAUCUGCACCAACCUCCUAACUUGAACGACCCAUUGAAAAUGGCUCAGGCAGAGGAUCUGGCUUUGGCAGACGUGGAUCCAACCUUGUAUGCUUCGUUUCUAGCUUCUAGACCCGACAAUUUUGAGACCACGGCCAUUGCAGAGAUUAUCAACUGUCUGAUGCUCAACCCUAAGGUCCCAUUGCACAUUGUCCAUUUGGCUACUCACGAGGCAAUUCCUUUGAUUCGUGCUGCUAAAGCCAAAGGCUUGCCUGUGACAGCUGAGACUUGUUUCCAUUACCUAUCGCUCACAGCAGAGAAAAUCUCUAACUGUAGCACUCACUUCAAAUGCUGUCCACCUAUCCGGACAGAUGCCAAUAGAAAGCUUUUGUGGAGAGCGUUAAGAAACGGCAUUAUCACUACGGUCGUGUCAGACCACUCACCAUGUACACCUGAUUUGAAAGGUUUGGAGAAAGGAGAUUUCUUUUCUGCCUGGGGAGGUAUCUCGUCUGUUGGUUUUGGCUUGCCUAUCUUGUUUACUGAGGGCCAGAAGUUAUAUCCACCAGUGAGAAUCCAGGAGAUCAGCAGAUGGUGUUCUUGGAACACCGCUAAACAGGUAGGAUUAUCUCAUAAGAAGGGAAAAAUAGCAGUAGGAUACGACGCAGAUUUGUUGGUGUUUGAUCCAAACUGCUCAUAUGUGGUGCAGAAUGACCAGGUUUUCUUCAAGAACAAGUUGACAGCUUACGAUGGAAUGACGUUUCAGGGCCGCGUAGUUGAGACGUUUGUUAGAGGCAACAGUGUCUUUACUUUUAAGAAGGGACAUUCUGAAGUAGCUAAGGGCCAGUUGAUUUUGGAGCCACGGUAUUAG
Messenger RNA from Sungouiella intermedia, 1446 nucleotides. The record is from the annotation of a GenBank genome assembly. NCBI's taxonomy places the organism in Eukaryota, Fungi, Ascomycota, Pichiomycetes, Serinales, Metschnikowiaceae.